This is a messenger RNA of Puntigrus tetrazona (Sumatra barb), 1941 nucleotides long. RefSeq lists its product as uncharacterized. The record is from RefSeq and is a predicted model, not a curated record. Gene Ontology annotation, molecular function: actin filament binding. NCBI's taxonomy places the organism in Eukaryota, Metazoa, Chordata, Actinopteri, Cypriniformes, Cyprinidae. The transcript has 10 exons. Gene Ontology annotation, biological process: Arp2/3 complex-mediated actin nucleation. Gene Ontology annotation, cellular component: Arp2/3 protein complex; actin cytoskeleton. The coding region runs from base 199 to 1272 and encodes 357 amino acids.
CUUCUUACAACAGCUCAGCCUCAUUCGUGUCGACUGCCCAGAGUCCACGAACAUAGCCUUCCAACAACUCUCCAGCACAAGGAUAUAGGAAAUAUCACUAUCUAGCAAAAGAGAGGAAGAGAUUAAGUCACAUUCAUUUUCCUGAUUGCAUGCUCUUCUUAACAUCUGCGGUGCAUUCCAGGGUUUCCCUGUUGAAACAUGUCCCUCUAUAGCUUUGGAUUGGAGCCUCUGUCUUGUCAUGCCUGGAACAAGGACCGGACACAAAUUGCAAUAAGUCCCAACAGCAACAUUGUGCACAUUUACCAAAAGAAAGGAAAGGAAUGGACUAAGAUUCAUGAACUGACGGAACACAGUGGGCGAAUCACAGGGAUUGACUGGGCCCCAGAGUCCAACCGUAUAGUGACCUGUGCCUCAGAUAGGAAUGCCUAUGUAUGGACACUUAAGGAUGGGGUUUGGAAGCCGACUUUGGUCCUGGUUCGCAUUAAUCGAGCUGCCACAUGUGUCAAGUGGUCACCACUCGAGAACAAGUUUGCUCUUGGAAGUGGGGCUAAACUUAUUUCAGUAUGCUACUUUGAAAAAGAGAAUGACUGGUGGCUAAGUAAGCAUAUCAAGAAACCCAUUAACUCCACUGUUCUGAGUCUAGACUGGCAUCCCAAUAAUGUUCUGCUGGCAGCUGGCUCAGCUGAUCUGAACUGCAGAAUUUUUUCUGCAUAUAUCAAGGACAUCGAGGACAAGCCUGGACCAACACCCUGGGGGUCGAAAAUGCCCUUUGGAGAGGUGCUUCUGGAGUAUAAAGAGUGUGGCGGCUGGGUACACAGCGUCUGUUUCUCCCCGUCUGGUGAUGCUCUGGCCUGGGUUAGCCACAACAGCGCCAUCAGUGUAGCAGAUGCCACACAGGGAAAGGAGGUUACUCAGCUGACAACAGGACAUCUUCCUUUGCUGAGCGUGCUGUAUGUGAGUGAGACAGAGAUUGUAGCUGCGGGCCACGACUGUUGCCCUUAUCAGUUCUCAUACAAGGGUCUUGGAUGCCUGGAGUUUGUGAAGAAAGUGGACAUUCCCAAGCAGAGCUCCAAGGGUAACAUGUCAGCCAUGCAGCAUUUCCGUAAUUUGGACAAAAAAGCAACUACUGAGGAGGAGGAAACUGGGUUGGGCAGUCUGCAUCAGAACAGCAUCACUCAGCUGUGUACUCUGGAAGGGCCGAAAGCCAAGGUGGAGAAAUUCAGCAGUGUGGGCUUAGAUGGUGCCAUGGUUGUCUGGGAUUUUAAGCACUGAAACACCAUGGGAUCUGGAAAGAGCAGAAAACAACAAUAAUAAUUGAGGAUCAUCUUUAUAAGUUUGUUUGUUUCUCAGAAACCUCUUAGCCUUUACUACAAAAGUUACACAUUAAAGUGAUUAAAGCCGGUUGAUUUUAUUAUGAUUAAUAUGAUAUUUCAUUGCUAUGGAAUGUUAGAUGGCCGAUCCCAAAUGUGUGGUAUGCAGUAGUUUUUGUCAUGCAGUAUUAAUUCAUCUUAACACUGAACCCAGGUUUUCGAAAAUAAGCAAACAUAAAAAUGAUUAUUUAGCACCAAAAAGAGAAUUAACAGUGUAUGCAAUGACUAUAAUAAUUUUUUUUUUACACCAAAUGUGCUGCUAUUGUAAUAAAAAUUUAGAUUUGACCAAAAAAAAAAAAAAAUCAACAAACAAAUAAAGAAAUCAUUCUUUAAAAAGUUGGGUGAAUUCGUUUCGCUCUCUCUUGUUGCAGUACUGCAGAAGAUUGUUAGAUACAAAUAACUAUGAGUGAGCCAUCAGAGCCGAUGUAGUGAGGAGAAAGUUCAAAGCGGAAAUAAGAAUAAAACAUUCCAAAAUUACUUGACUGUAUUACAGUUACGCAUUUUGUAAUGAAAAGACAUUAAAAUUGUGAAAAACUGAGAGACACAAAUAAAAUUUGUGUUAUGUUUCUGA